Messenger RNA from Hypoxylon trugodes, 3427 nucleotides. RefSeq names its product L-aminoadipate-semialdehyde dehydrogenase. NCBI's taxonomy places the organism in Eukaryota, Fungi, Ascomycota, Sordariomycetes, Xylariales, Hypoxylaceae. The transcript has 4 exons. The record is from RefSeq and is a predicted model, not a curated record. The coding region runs from base 259 to 3405 and encodes 1048 amino acids.
CCUAACGUCUCAUCCGAUCGGAAAACAAGUUUCUAGACCUCAUAUUUCCGAUGUGGAGGCGGGGAGGUCGUCUUCGGUAGAUACUCAACGUCGUAUGCCUUAGGCGAAGACCGCGUCUCUCAAUUGUCCGAUGGUGGCGGUAGAAUAGUCCGAAAAUGGAGCUUCUAAAUAGACAUAAUAAGUAUUCAUUUUGACGAAUCGUCUGAAUUGCUCAAGUUUCGGCAUCUAAGUAUAUUGUGUGUUGGCAAACGACUUACCAUGUCUCUCACAGCAACAUCACCAGCGCAAUUAAAGGUCGCCAGUCAGGGACCGGGUCCCGAGACCGAAAGUACUUCAAUCGACAGCAUCAACGAUUUGAUAGUCAACCGCGCCAAUGCCUUUCCUUUUAAGCCUCUACUCGCGUAUCCCGGGAAAGACGGCAAAUAUGUGUAUUAUACGGCGAAGGAGUUAGACAGUUUUGCAGAUGAGGCCGCAAAGCAUUAUGUUCAAUCGGGGUUGGUCCCGAAGGAAGAUCAGAGGGAAAAUGAAGUAGUGGCAAUUCUCGGCCCGUCAAAUUUCGAAUACAUUAUCACCAUGCUUGGUUUAACUCGAAUUGGUUUCGCCGUAUUCUUCCUCUCAACGCGCCUGUCAAUAGAAGCCUAUACGGCACUCCUUGGACAAACAGGAUGUCGAAAAAUCGUCGUCGCACCAAAUUAUGCGGGAACUGUUGACCAAAUAGCCGAGAAAUACGAUAUCUUCCAAUGCACUCUAAUAGACAGCACGAUUUUAAAAGGGGCUAACUCAAACAGCCACCGCUUUCAGCGGCCCGUUGAGAUCAAAGAUGAAGCGCAAAAGAUCGCCUUCAUCGUACACUCCUCCGGCUCUACAGGUCUCCCGAAGCCGAUAUACCAAAACCAUCGAUCUUGUCUCACGAAUUAUUCCGUUGGUAGUGGCAUGAGAGCAUUCAUAACAUUGCCCUUAUACCAUAAUCAUGGUUUAUCGACCUUUUUCCGCGGGAUAACUUAUUCAGUCACCACGGCAUUCUUCGACGCAAGUCUUCCGAUGACACAUGACCAUUUAUUGAGCGCGAUGCAGCAAUUCGUUCCGGAGAGUUUUCAUUGCGUGCCAUACUCAAUGAAGCUCCUCGCCGAAAGUAAGCAGGGUAUCGACGUAAUGAAGCGAUGUAAGCUCGUUUUAUUCGGCGGGAGCAGUUGUCCCGAUGAGCUUGGAGAUAGGCUAGUCGAGGCUGGUGUCUAUCUUGUAGGACAUUACGGCGCGACGGAAAUGGGUCAACUUAUGACAUCUUUUCGAGAUCCAGAAGAUAAGGCGUGGAAUUACGUGAGACCGUUCCUUAAAGUUGCACCGUAUCUUCGAUUCGAACCUAUCAGCGAGGGGUUAUAUGAAUGCAUCGUUCUUGAUGGUCUACCGACAAAGGUGUGCUCAAACUCAGACAACCCUCCCAACUCAUUCCAUACCCGAGAUACAUUUAUACCGCAUCCUUCGAUACCUAACGCAUGGAAAUACGUAUCACGCCUUGAUGAUAGAGUGACUCUUGUCAACGGAGAGAAGGUACUCCCAAUUCCAUUCGAGCACCGACUCAGGCAGCAUGAAUUGGUAGAAGAAGCACUCAUAUUCGGAGUGGGCAAAGCUUUCCCAGGCUUACUCGUUAUUCCAAGUUCAAAAGCUCGGGAUAUGAGCAAAGAUGAUCUCCUCCAUGUUCUGCAGCCAAUUAUCGCAGCCGGUAACGAAGCAGCCGAGAAAUUCGGCCAGAUUUCGAUAGAUAUGGUGGAAGUCCUUCCAUGUGGUACUCCUUAUCCCCGCACAGACAAGGGUACGAUCAUCCGAGCAGCAGCAUACAAGGCCUUCGAACAAAUCAUCGAGUUAGUCUAUGUUCGUUUCGAGACACAUGAUGAAUCUAGAGAUGGAGCUCGUCGGGUUUUGGAUCAACCGGAGCUGGUCGCAUAUUUAUUGGAUUUAUUCACUAAUACCGUUGGAGUUCAAGGGUUAACGGCAGAGACCGAUUUCUUCGAAAGCGGCGGGAUAGACAGCCUACAAGCUGUACUCGCAAGAGGAAAGAUCACUCGCGAAAUUGAUAUCGGCGAUGCGAUCUUGGGGAAUAAUGUUGUUUUCGAACACCCGUCUGUCGAAAAACUUGCGUCGUAUCUAUACUCCCUUAGAACGGGCGAGAGCUUAACCCAGACCGAUGAGAUCACUUUGAUGUCUGACUUGAUAGCCAAGUACUCGGGCUUUCCACAGUUUGUUCGUGGCGACAAGAAACCAGAGGGAGAGGUAGUGCUACUCACCGGAACCACCGGUUCGCUAGGAGCGCAUAUUCUAUCCCAAAUCACAGCAAUACCUGAAGUCAAGAAGGUAUACUGUCUAGUCCGAGCGAGUACCCCUGAAGACGCUCAAUCUCGGGUUAUGUCGAGCCUCAAGUUCCGGAAUGUCUUUCAUGAAGCUAUCAUAGAGAAGGCCGUGUGUAUUCCUAGUGACUUCAGCCAAGAAUCCCUCGGUCUUGACCCCUCAACACUCAAAACGCUCCAGUCAAGUUUGACCACAGUUAUACACAGCGCAUGGAUGGUAAAUUUCAACGUGAAUCUCAGCAGUUUCGAACGAUCACACAUAGCCGGCGUGCACAACAUUAUAAAACUCUGCUUAGGAGUUCCAUUCCAAGAACCAGCCAAGUUCUUCUUCGUAUCCUCAAUAUCAGCCGCCGCAGGUACUCCAAUUCCAGCUACAAUUCGCGAAGCUCAUGUUGAAAACUUGCAUCAUGCGCAGAACAUGGGAUAUGCGAGGUCGAAAUUGGUGACAGAAUAUAUUAUCCGUGCCGCAGGAAGGAGUACCGGUAUACACGCGAGAGUAUUACGAAGCGGUCAGUUGAUGGGAGAUGCCAAAAAUGGUCUCUGGAACUCGACUGAAGCAAUCCCCUUGAUGAUUCAAAGUGCGACCACAAUCGGCGCACUGCCAAUGCUUGAUGAGACACCGUCAUGGCUACCAGUAGACAAGUGUGCUUCUGCGAUCCUCGAACUUUCCGGUCUCAGUCCCAAUUCCAAGGACCAGCUAUCAGGAAAUAUUGAAGAGGUUUAUCAUGUACUAAACCCGACACUAUUUUCUUGGUGUAAUGACUUGCUCCCGGCACUCAGAGCAGCGGGGCUGGAAUUCGAAACUGUUCCUCAGAGGGAAUGGGUCCGACGGCUACGAGAAAGCGAACAAGACCCCCAGAAGAACCCUACAAUCAAAUUGUUAGAUUUCUACACGGAGAAGUAUGAUAAUGAUGCAGCUGGGAGAAGUGGUCUCGUUUUUGAGACACAAACGACAGCUAAGUAUUCCGAAACCAUUGGGCAGGGUUUUGAUAUUAUUAGAAGUGGAAUUUUGCAAAAGUGUUUAGAUAAUUGGCGACGUGCUUGGGCUACAUCGAGUCCGUAGAAGAUUACAAAGCAGCUUGGGG